This is a messenger RNA of Cladocopium goreaui, 1728 nucleotides long. The record is from the annotation of a GenBank genome assembly. NCBI's taxonomy places the organism in Eukaryota, Dinophyceae, Suessiales, Symbiodiniaceae.
AUGACGGCAGCGCCGGGGCUGCUGGACGCGCCCCUGGACCCUGAACUCCUCAGAGGGGUGCCACUGAAGGUGUGCUUGCAGGGCAUCGGAAAGCACUGGAAGCGUUCCAUCGCUGCGAGUGACAGUAGUUCACUGACUGUGGAGAAUAGCUAUGGCUUGAGCCAAAAAACAGAUCGCAUUGAUUUCUUCUUCAGCCAUGACUGGGAGACCUCGAGGCUGCUGAAAUGGCUGAGCCUCUUGGUGAUGUUUAAUUCCCAUGCAGCGGCCACUGCGAUGAUGUUGGUGACCACCUGCCUGGUCGUUCUGGCUGCCAUGGGAGGUCUCCCCAUGGUCCUCUGGCCUUGGCUCCCGGUGUUUUCAAUGCUCAGCUAUGCCGUGAUGUUUCUUUUUUGGCAACGGUUUCGCUCUUUUUGUGGGAAACCUCUGCUGGUCUUCCUGGACCGUCUAUGCAUCGCGCAACAUGAUAUGGCGCUGAAGGAGCAAGGCAUUCGAGGCCUUGGAUCCUUCCUGGAGAAAUCGCAGAAUCUCACCAUCCUCUGGUCCGGCCGCUACUUCUCGCGCUUGUGGUGCCUGUAUGAAGUCGCAUCCUACCUGAAAGAUGAAAGGAGCGAGCAUAAGAACAUUCAAAUUCUGCCUGUCCACCUCUGUUUACUGCUGUGUAUUGCAUCCGCACAAGCCACGAGUUGGAUGUUUGCUAUCCAUUUGGCAGUGGGCACCAUGGGCGUGGAUGGCUGGUGGAUCAUUGAAAAUCCAGUGCUGUUCAACCUCUUUGGGCGCGGGGGUGCGGCAUUCAUCCCCGUCGCCUUGUACGUGGGUUUGGGCUGUAUGACAAGACUCUACCAACUGCCUCGACAGCUGCAAAAUUUUCGAGUUCAGGACGCCCAGUGCUUUUGUUGCUCCAAUGGCCAUCAGCAUCCAGAGACCGGCAAAGAACUUCCGUGCGAUCGAAGGCUGGUCUUCAGUGCCUUGGAGAAGUGGUUCAGCCGGGACGAUGACGUCGACGGCGAUUGGAUGGAGCGCUUCAAUCGGAUGGUUCGAGAGAAACUGAGCAGCCGCAUCGCUCACACCGUUGGACGAGGUUUACCACCUUUCAAAUAUGUCUUAUCCACGGUUUGUGUGGCUCCCGUUCCUUACAUCGGUUUCUUCAUCGUAGUUUCUUUCAUGGGACUUGAGGACGAAGAAAUUGAUGGCCAUGACUUGGAUAAGGAGGAUGACAUGGUCUUCUUCGUGCUGGCAGAGUUGAUGGAGUUUCUGCUUCCGCCUCUAUAUGGUGUGUUCUGCCUUCUCUUGAUCAUUCAAGUUUGCCGUUUGGUUUUUUACUUCUUCCAGAAAUUGGGAAUUUCGACUUCCGUUCUUGCUCACCCCUGUCGACGUGCUUUGCUCGCUCUGCUGAUCAGUCCGAUGUUGUGGGCCGUGUUGGUCUUUGGCAUUUGGGUGCCUAUGAUAGGAGAAUUUUCCGAUGGAGGGGAGUUACUGCCAGAGGUGAAGGGCAUCCUCUACUUGCUGUACUGCGCGCUGGUGGGUGCCUUCUUCUUUCUGCCCGAGCUGGACUGUUCGCAGCCAGGCGUGUCCACCAACGGUGGCACUUGGCGAGACCCUGGCACCAUCCUCGGCAGCGGCGAGAUCCCGUCAAUCUCCGGGACGGCUCUGAAACCAGGUGUUGAUUCGGCGAUGGGAGAAGACCUUUGUCGAGAAAUUGAAGAAGAACUCAUGUCGGUGCGUUUUUGA